This is a messenger RNA of Coffea eugenioides, 1836 nucleotides long. RefSeq lists its product as uncharacterized. The record is from RefSeq and is a predicted model, not a curated record. The coding region runs from base 1 to 1836 and encodes 611 amino acids. Lineage: Eukaryota; Viridiplantae; Streptophyta; Magnoliopsida; Gentianales; Rubiaceae. The transcript has 5 exons. Gene Ontology annotation, molecular function: protein dimerization activity.
AUGGACAACUUUGUUGUGAGAAAAUCUGGGGGGUUGAAUGUGAGACAAACAACCAUAAGUGAGAAAUGGAAGAAACAAGAUAGAGAUGAAGUUUGUCAAAUAAUGGCUAGGUGGUUCUAUACAAGUGCCAUUCCAUUUAAUGCUGUAAAUAACCCAUUAUUUCCUUUAAUGAUUAGGAAAUUGGGAGAAUAUGGAAAAGGACUUAAACCACCUUCAUACCAUGAAAUGAGAGUGACCUUUUUGAAAAAAGAGGUGCAAGAGACAUUGAAUUUGCUCAAUAUGUACAAAAAAGAGUGGAAAAAAACUGGUUGUACUAUUAUGUCCGAUGGAUGGUCUGAUCAGAGAAAGAGAACAAUGAACAAUUUUCUUGUGAAUAGUCCAGCUGGUACUGUGUUCUUAUCUUCGGUAGAUACCACUGAUAUUUCAAAAACAGCUCAAAAAUUAUUUGAAUUGUUAGAUGGUAUUGUGGAAAAAAUUGGAGAGGAUAAUGUUGUGCAGGUCAUCACCGAUAAUGCUUCUAAUUAUAAGACAGCUGGAAAAAUAUUGAUGGAAAAGAGAAAAAGAUUGUUUUGGACCCCUUGUGCUGCUCAUUGUAUUGAUCUAAUGUUAGAAGAUUUUCAAAAGUUUGAUUCUCUCCACAAAGUUACUAUACAAAAAGCGAAAUCAGUGGUUACAUAUAUUUAUUCAUGGGGUACAGUUAUUAAUUGGAUGAAACAGUUCACUAAUGGCAAGGAGUUGAUUAGACCUGGAGUUACUCGUUUUGCUACUUCAUACUUGACCAUGAGACGUCUUAGCGAGCUGAAAGGGAAUUUGUUUAACUUUUUCUGUUCGGAUAAAAAGAAAACAAGCAUGUAUGCUAGGAGAAACAAGGGGAAAAAAAUUGAGAGCAUCAUUUUUGAUAAUCAACAAUUUUGGCCAAAUGUGGAGUUAUGUUUAAAGAUAGCUUCGCCUCUUAUCAAAGUAUUGAGGAUGGUUGAUUCUGAUGAAAAACCAGCCAUGGGCUUUCUCUAUAAAGCUAUUGAUCAGGCAAAAGAAGAAAUCAAACAAAAUGUGAACAAUAUUCGAAAGAGAUUUGAAUCGGCAUUUGCUAUCAUUGAUAAAAGAUGGGAAGAUCAAUUGAGUCAUCCUUUACAUGCCACGGGUUAUUAUUUGAAUCCUCAAUUUCAAUAUAGUCCAGAUUUUCAGUCGGAUGCAAAUAUAAAACGUGGCCUUUAUGAUUGCAUUGCUAAGAUGGUUCCCGAAUCUGGUGAAAGGGUGAAGAUUGAUUUGCAAUUAGAUGAUUUUCGACAUGCAAAUGGAUUAUUUGGUCAUGAAAAUGCUGUACUAACAAGAAACAAGAAAUCUCCUGCUGAUUGGUGGGAAUCUUAUGGCGAUGAGUGUCCAGAGUUGAAAAAUUUUGCCAUUCGAAUUCUCAGUUUAACUUGUAGCUCUUCUGGAUGUGAGCGAAAUUGGAGCGCAUUUGAAUUGAUAAUAAUGUUUUCAUAUAAUAUAAUAUCUCAUUUAGUACAUUCUAAGAGAAGAAACCGUUUGGCUCAAAAAAGAAUGAAUGAUCUUGUGUUUGUGAUGUACAACUUGAAGUUGAGAGAGAGACAAAGGCAAAGGCAACGUAUUAUUGAAGAAAUUCCUUUUGAGAAUUUGCCUUCAGAUGAUGAAUGGGUGACAGAGAGAGAAAAUCCAACUCUUCCAAGAGAAAAUAGCUGGUUACGAGUUCUAGAUGACAAUCCCAAAUGUGACACUUCAGAUGAAGAGGGAAAUGAAGAUGAUGAAAUUGAAAUACUUACAAGAAAUGUGCAGAGAGUUUAUGAUCAUGAAGAUCGUCAAACCCAUGUCCGUUGA